Colletotrichum graminicola M1.001 is the source of this 1782-nucleotide messenger RNA. Its product is annotated as PWWP domain-containing protein. The transcript is spliced from 6 exons. The record is from RefSeq and is a predicted model, not a curated record. Lineage: Eukaryota; Fungi; Ascomycota; Sordariomycetes; Glomerellales; Glomerellaceae. The coding region runs from base 1 to 1782 and encodes 593 amino acids.
AUGUCUGACGAGCUGACCACCAGCGGUCAAUCCGCGCCUGCCACGAAGGAGGAGGUCGAGAAGAAGGUUCAGGGAACCUCGUCUACCGCCAACGCGAAAACAUCCGAGUCCGACGCAGCUGCUGAGGGCAACACCGAGGAGGCGCAGGAGGAGGGCGCCAAAAAGACAAACUCUGACACCAAAGACGCUGAAUCAUCCGGUAAGACGGAUGAGCCAUCCAAGGACGAAGAUGCGGAUGUCGAUAUGAAGGAUACCACCAAUGCAUCUGAGGCUAAGGACGCUUCCGAGAACGCCGCUGCUGAUGCUGACGCCGCCGAUGCGACAGCCGAUAAGUCCAAGUCGCGUCGCAGGUCGUCUGGUAUUUCAGAGCAUAAAGGAAAGAAGCUCAACAAGAAGGCUUCCAAGGCCAAGUUCUUCCACACCAAUGCGCAGCCUGGGGACCACUUCCUUGUCAAGCUCAAGGGGUAUCCUCAAUGGCCCGUCAUUAUCUGCGAUGAGGAGAUGCUGCCUGAGACCUUGCUCAAGAGUCGCCCCGUCACAGCAAAGCGUGCUGAUGGCACAUAUCGUGAGGACUAUGCCGAUGGUGGCAAGCGACAGAACGACCGCACGUUCCCUGUCAUGUACCUUCGCACGAAUGAAUUUGGCUGGGUACCAAACUCUGCGCUUCAGGAGCUAUCCUCUGAAAAGGCUACCGAGCUUCUUACCGACAAGGUGAAGAAGGUUGAACUGCGUGACGCCUUUGAACUUGCCAUUGAACAGCACCCACUCGACCAUUACAAGGGCGAACUGCAGAAGUACCAAGACGAGCUUGCUCAGAAGCAGGCUGCCAAGGAUGCCAGAGAAGCUGCAAAGAAGAACAAGAAGAAGGCUCCUGCGGUCAUUGAUGAUGAGGAUGUUGACAUGGCUGAUGCUGCUGACGAAGACGUCGCUGAGCCCAAAGAGAAAACUAAGACUAAGAAGCGUAAGGCUGAUGAAGAAGCUGUCAGCACUCCGGCACGGACUGACUCCGCCAAGAAGCCAAAGAUCAAGCUGAACACAUCCUCCACUCCCAAGACAACGAACGGCACAGCGACACCGAAGUCUGGCAAGGAAUCGGCUGCAAAGCCGCCAAAGCCCAAAUCGGCAAAGAAGGACAGCGUUGAGAAAAAGGCAGAAAAGGUGGCUCCCAAGGAGCCUGAGCUCACCGCUGAAGAGAAGCACCAUCGCAAAGAGAAAGAGGUUCUUUUCCUGCGCCACAAGCUCCAGAAGGGUCUCCUGACAAGAGAUCAAGAGCCUAAGGAGGAAGAGAUGAAGUUGAUGUCGGAAUACAUCACCAAACUCGAGAGCUUCGCAGACCUCGAGGUCUCGAUCAUUCGCGCAACCAAGAUCAACAAGGUCCUCAAGGCCAUCUUGAAGCUUGACACGAUUCCGAAGGAAGAAGAGUUCAACUUCAAGAGCCGGUCGCAGACGCUACUGGAUAAGUGGACCGAGAUAUUGGCCGGAGGCAAUGCUGCGGCAGCAUCUGUAACCCCUGCCCCCACCAAUGGUGUCAAUGGCACCAAGAGUGAGGAGAAGAAGGACACGCCUGCUGCCUCGGAGGGUUCAAAGGAGACGAGCAAGGGUACGGAGAAGUCCAAUGAGGCUGACAAGCCCGCCGACAAGGAGGACAAAGAGCAAAAGAACCAGAAGUCUGCGGAGCCCGAGACGGCAGAAGAGGCGCCCAAAAAGGCUGCUGAAUCGGUUGAGAAGUCCGCUGAAGAGCCGGCACUUGCAGCCCCAGAACCAGUCGAGGCCAAGGCUUAG